GGGGAAGAGAGAAAGAGCAGGCGGGGUGGGCUAUAGAUAACGAGGGAGGCAGCAGGCAGAUAGUUAUCUCCUCACAAUCAUCCUUGUGUUUCUACACGCUCCCUGCCAGACUUCAAGGAGAACAAGAAAGGACGUGCGUUUUCUUGGCACUGGCGAACAGCCUAAUUCUGCUAUCAUGCACAGAUUAGCUCGUUGCUGAAAACGUUUUAUCACUGCGAAGGGUUUGUGUGAGAGAGAUGGCUCCGGGAGCUGGUCAGUGCACUUUCAUGCAGAGGUAGAGUAGCCCGUACGCCGAUGCCUGCUGCCCUCUGCACGAUGAGUGUAGCCCUGCAAGACCUGCGGAACAACAUGUCCAACUACAGGCGUGCAACCUUUGACGAGGAGGAGGUAUCCGAGGUCCCAACCGACGGGAUCAUCUAUCCCGACAGCGUGGAGGUGGGUUUCCGGCGCGGUGGUAUCCAGCUGCUAGGGCCCCUGGGCAGGCGUACCCAGCUGGAGGUGGUGCUGGGCGGGCUGCUCCUGGCCUCCCUGCUGAUGCUGUUCGGCUGUGCCCUCACUCUGGGCAUCCGCUACAACACAGAUCCAGCCCGCAGCCUGUGCCUGACGGAGGCGUGUGUGACGGUGGCCAGCAAGAUCGUGGAGGCGCUGGACCGGAGUGUUGACCCGUGCCAGGACUUCUACCAGUACGCGUGCGGCGGAUGGAACCGCAAGAACCCGCUGCCCGACGGACGCUCGCGCUGGAACACCUUCAACAGCAUCUGGGACCAGAACCAGGCCGUGCUCAAACACCUGCUCGAGAACGGCACGUUUAACUCCAGCAGUGAUGCAGAGAGGAAGGCCCAGAACUACUACCUGUCCUGCCUCAACGAGCAGCGCAUCGAGGACCUGGGGGCCCAGCCACUCAUCGACCUCAUCGCCAAGACGGGUGGAUGGAACAUCACUGGGCCCUGGGACAAGGACAACUUUAUGGAGGUUCUGAAGACCGUCUCCGGGCCAUACAAGGCCCAGCCUUUCUUCACCAUCGGAGUCAGUGUGGACCCCAAGAACUCCAACUCUAACAUCAUCCAGGUGGACCAAUCAGGACUGUUCCUGCCAUCACGUGACUAUUACCUCAACAAGACAGCCAAUGACAAGGUUCUGAAGGCCUACCUGGACUACAUGGUGGAGCUGGGUCUGUUGCUGGGUGGUCAGAAGAACUCCACGCAGGCGCAGAUGCAGCAGAUCCUGGACUUCGAGACCGCGCUGGCCAACAUCACCGUCCCACAGGACGAGCGUCGCGACGAGGAGAAGAUCUACCACAAGAUCACCAUAGCAGACCUGCAGUUGCUGGCCCCGGCGGUGGAUUGGCUGGACUACCUGAACUCGGCGCUGUCGCCGUUGGAGCUGAACGACACAGAGCCGGUGGUGGUCUAUGCUAAGGAGUACCUGCAGCAGGUGUCCGAACUCAUCAACAAGACGGACCACAGUCUGCUGAAUAACUACAUGAUGUGGAACCUGGCGCAGAAGGGAGUGACCAGCCUGGACCAGCGCUUUGAGAACGCCCAGGACAAGCUGCUGGAGAGCCUGUACGGAACCAAGAAGUCGUGCACGCCUCGGUGGCAGACUUGCAUUGCGAGCACGGACGACACGCUGGGCUUUGCCCUCGGCGCCCUCUUUGUCAAAGCCACAUUCGACAAACAGAGCAAGGAGAUUGCCGAGGAGAUGAUCAAUGAGAUCCGCUCCGCGUUUAAGGACUCGCUGGACAACCUGCGCUGGAUGGAUGACCAGACUCGACAGGCGGCCAAGGACAAGGCUGAUGCCAUAUAUGACAUGAUUGGAUUUCCUGACUUCAUCCUGGACUCGAAGGAGCUGGACGACGUCUAUGAUGGGUAUGACGUGUCGGAGGACAACUUCUUCCAGAACAUGCUAAACUUCUACAACUUCUCCGCCCGGGUGAUGGCCGAUCAGCUGCGGAAGCCCCCUAAUAAAGACCAGUGGAGUAUGACUCCGCCCGCAGUGAACGCCUACUACAUGCCCACCAAGAAUGGCAUUGUGUUCCCCGCGGGAAUCCUACAGGCACCCUUUUAUGCCCACGACCACCCCAAAGCCUUGAACUUUGGAGGCAUUGGAGUGGUAAUGGGACAUGAACUCACUCAUGCAUUUGAUGACCAAGGGAGGGAGUACGACAAGGACGGGAACCUUCGACCAUGGUGGCAGAAUUCCUCAGUGGACGCCUUUAAGAACAGGACCGAGUGCAUGGUGGAGCAGUACUCCCAGUACACCAUCAACGGAGAACACAUCAACGGCAAGCAGACCCUCGGGGAGAACAUCGCCGACAACGGAGGCCUCAAGGCGGCAUAUCAUGCCUACAAGUCGUGGGUUCAAACGUAUGGAGAGGAAAAGAGGCUACCAGCGGUAAAUCUCACCAAUGACCAGCUGUUCUUCGUGGGCUUUGCACAGGUGUGGUGCUCGGUGCGUACCCCUGAGAGUGCCCACGAGGGCCUGGUGACCGACUCCCACAGCCCCCCCAAGUACCGCGUCAUCGGCACCCUGUCCAACUCGCCGGAAUUCGCCGAGCACUUCCAGUGUGCCCGCGGCUCCCUCAUGAACUCGGGCCACCGCUGCGAGGUCUGGUAGGGCCUGUCCACCCCGCCACGGCAACGCCUGUCCACAGGGGGGCGCCAGUCUGCCAGUCUGUUCCUGCAGGACACGGUCUGAGGAGAGAAAAGGAGGAGGAGGAGGAGGAGGAGGAGGAGGAAAUGGGCAGAUUUCCAAGCACUGGACUUUUUUUCUUUUCAUUUCUGUUUGUUGUUGUUGGUGUAGUAGUAAUUGUUGUUGUUGCUGUUGUCUGUAUUGUUGUUUUGGUAAUGAUGCUGGAUUCUGAACGGUGAUGUCUGAUGGAGUGAGUCUGGACUCAAGAUGACUCCAGAGAGAGAGAGAGAGAGCACACUGACGAGUGAUGGUUGUAUUUUCCAGUGUUUGGAGGCCCCCAUAGCUUUCUCUCUCUCUCACUUUUUCUUUCCCACUCUUUAUUGCUCUCUCUCUCUUCUUUCUGCAGAGCCUCACUGGCCCCCGUAUGCUUCUUUUAUUUAUUGUUUGCUGGACUGACGAGCGGAGGGCGGGGCCGAGGGUUGGAGAAGCAGAGCCCUCCGGCCCUCAGCUCUCCGUGCUUCUGUGUGCAUUGUUUUGCUAUGUGCCCUGUUUACAGCCUCAUUCUCUGGUGGACUGGAAAAAAAAACCCGAUUGUGAGGUCACAGAUGGAACUGUGACGCAUUAAGGACCCUAGAAAAGGGUGGCACUCAUUGUCAUGACAAUGAAGCGUUCUUUGUGACCUCAUAAAAAGAGGCCCUCCUUACUUGUGUGACCUCACAGGAAGUGUUCCAUAGUGUCUGUGACCUCACAGGGGAAAAAAACAGUUGUUUACUGUGCAACCUCAAAAGGGCAUGCCAUGUUCUUCUUGGGUGGUAAAUAUGAACGCAGGGGUGCCCACCACUAGCUUAUCUGCCCUCACUGGUGUGUGUGUGUGUGUGUGUGUGUGUGUGUGUGAGUGUGUGUGUGAGUGAGUGAGAGUGUGUGCGUGCUCUGACAUUGGCAUAUUUUAUUGUUGACAAGGUUGGAAUGGGACUCAUUUCAAACUGCUUCUUGCCAAAGAAUGUCUUCUUUUUUCUCUUUGUUACCAGCGUUCUGUUGGUGUUCUGCUGUUCCAUGUUUGAUCCCCUCGACUCGACUCUUUCCGCCUCUACUCAGUGAAGAUUGCAUUCGUGCCCACAGUGUGUGCUGUACAGUACGUGGGGUGGGAUUAGGAUAGCUGAAGACUCAUGGCUCUAUUUUGAGGGUAGUAACAGUUUUUAAAAUCCCAAUCCUGAUUGUGUUUAUCCUAAUAUUUACACCAGAGUUAAGGCAGACAACUAGGCUGAGGUUUAAACUUGGACUAAUUCCUGGUUGCUCAGCAGUGCAUGGCAGUGAAUCAGAGUAUAUUAAUUAGCUGACUUUAGGUUCAGUAUAACUUGAGAAAUAUUUGGCUGCACACAUUGUAGUAUUGGUACAUUAACAUUGUGUUAUCAUCCUUGAAAUAGAGCCUUUGAUGUGUGUGUGUGUGUGUGUGUGUGUUUGUGUGCGUGCACACGCAUACACAAAUAAUUAGUUGUGUUGAUGUACAGUCACGCCCCUCAACACUACAUUGAUAUAAUAUCUGAUGUUAGGUCUGCCGACAUGAUUUCAAAUGUUGUGCUCCAAAUGAAAACGAAAUAAGAGGAUUUUUUAUUAUAUAUUUUUUUCUCCUUGGCUUUCACACAGCCCUCCAAUUCAGGGCAAAGUCCCUUGAUAGAUGUUUGUUGUGUUUUGACUAUUUUAACUGUGGGUUGAACGAUACACAACUGGAUAACACAUGAUUAAUUUUGCCUAGCCUGUGUGUCACUGCAGGUGUUGUAGGAGACACGAACAAUAUACCUUUCCUGCUAGCAGGUGACUCCAGAGUCAGAUUCAGAUCUGAUUUGAUUCUGGUUCAUAAUCUGAUUCUGAUUCUGAUUCCGUUUCCGAUUCUAGGUUUACCUAGCCAAUUGUUCUGGAAUAUAUCCAGUUAGUUCACGACCAGUUCAGUUCUGUUGUCCUCUUGGCGGGCUUUGAACUGACUGACUUUCUCAGACACCUGUGACAUUGCAAAACACAGACUGCUUGUACACAUUGGCACAGUGAAGACGUAACAGAUUUACACAUAGUAUGUGUCUUUUGUUUUCUUAGUUGCUGAUUUUUUUGUUUCUUUGUUUUGUACCUGAGCGCAGAAAGGAACCAAAACCCUUUACACAAGACCAACACAUCCCACCUCUAGGGCUCCCCUGGCCCAGGUUUCUGUGAGGUCAACGCUUACAUUCUCUUACAAUCAGUGACCGGUCCGCCAAUGAAAGGACCGUAACAGAUUAGCCUUCCUCACUCAUCACCCCACAACUCACAGCACCUGUAAUGACCAAACAGUUAGUUUAUGUGGUCAUGCUUAGAAACUAACAGAACAGGUGUCAGUCCAGUGGCUCUCAGUGGGGAGGGAUGUAUAGGUGAAGAAAUUGGUCUCUGAUGCCCUGUGGCUGCUUAAUGUGUGGGGUCAAAGGUCAUAACUGGGUGGAGGUCACACGGGAGGGUGAAAGGUCAUUGGGGUUGGUAUUUAGGGUGGAUUAUAGGGUUUAGCCUUAAAUAACUGCAGUGAUUAUGUAGAUAGUAAAUGAAGAAAUAUAUGACUAUAUAUUUAAAGUGCAAACAUAAUUGAAAACUUGAAGUGUGUAAAAGCCUUUAAUUAGCCAAUUCAUGCCAUUAAGUGUUUCUGGACUCUUUCUGGACUUUAGUGUCUCGGUCUCAUUUCCCCCUCUCGAAGUUCUGCCCUGACGCUGGGUCAUCCGGACCAGUCAAAGCUUCAGCACUAGGACCCAGGAGGACACAAGGCCAACGAGAGACGCCAGUUCGUCCCAAAUGUUCCCGUGAUGUCCUGAAUGCUGCUUAGUUGGAAGGCAAGAGUGGCUGCCCAGAUCGCUGCCAGCAGUGUUGCCAGAUUGCCCGCCCAAUUGGGCUUCUUUUGACCUUGUCGGGAGGGGAAAAAUAAGCUUUAUGCGGGCAAAUAAAAAUUUUAGUUGAAUGGAUCUUUAUGACAAAAUCGUUGUUGGGGCGGUUUUUUGCUUGAGGGUGGGUUUUUGAGCGUGAUUGGGCGGAAAUCACUCAACCCAAUCUGGCAACACUGGCUGCCAGUUCAAGCCCAGAUGUGGUGCAAAUCCGUUUUGGCCUCGAUCUGGGAGUGCCACUUUUUUUGUUUGUUUGUUUGUUUGUUUUUUAUAUGCCAUUGUUAAGGAUGGUAAUGUGCCAUGUGAUUCAAAAGGGCAGACCAGAUCCUUGAAUUUUCUAAGGCCAUGAUUGAUGUGUUCACAUAAUCAAGCUGUGGAGUGUUGCCUUAUUUGAUUUAACAAGCAUACUUGCUCUUAAUUGUCUUUGGCAUUGUGUCUCUCCGCUCAACCUCCCUCUUUUUUGUUUUGUUUUAUCUUUGUAUUGAUGUAAAACUGUCCUUAAGUAUUUUACUCCUAAAGUCAGAUUUCUUUCUUUUUUAUUAUUAAAAAAAAAGGAAUUUCCCAUCUUUCUAGCCCAGGACAGUGUGCCACCCAGCCUGUAGUACAACAUUCCAUAUAGUACACACCUGUAAACAGAGAAAAGGAACCGAAAUAAAGUAUAUACAUUGUAUACACA
Messenger RNA from Alosa sapidissima (American shad), 6198 nucleotides. RefSeq names its product endothelin converting enzyme 2b (gene ece2b). Gene Ontology annotation, molecular function: metalloendopeptidase activity. Lineage: Eukaryota; Metazoa; Chordata; Actinopteri; Clupeiformes; Clupeidae. The record is from RefSeq and is a predicted model, not a curated record. Gene Ontology annotation, cellular component: plasma membrane. Bases 295 to 2616 code for a protein of 773 amino acids. The transcript has 20 exons. Gene Ontology annotation, biological process: protein processing.